AUGUCUUCGUCGGCUGGCACGAUGGAGCCUUCAGAGCCCCCUCCGCGGCUGAACGAGGAGGCUGAUGUCCCCACUUGCCUCGAGGAGUCUGUGAACAGUCGCCAUCCUCGGGGCGAGAAGGAGGAGAGCCACCACGUCGAUGCCGCGAAAGAGGAGCUGAAGGACAAGAUCAAUCCCGACACCUCAGCUUCCAAGUCCGAGCUUCGAGAGUCGGACAUGGAAGUCGAAGCUCCACGCAGGCCUCCGCAGGAGGCGCCAUCAUCGAGCACCUCAUCUUCUACCGAGAGGAAGGACCUCGACAAGAACAAGGAGACUCAGCAAUCCAAGGCCGAAGAUGCGAACACCGCACACAUGGAGCGAAAGUCGGAGUCAUCGAGCCACAGGAGGAAGGACUCAAAGGACGGAGCGCGUUCAUCGCACGAACCCCCGGCCCCGACACCACAAGAAGAGAGGGCACGAGAGGAGAAUGAGGCGAGGAAGGCCAAGAAGGAGGCAGAGAUGUUGGCGAAGUACGAGGGCUGCAGCUUCACGAGGGCUAUCAACAGUGCCGGUGUUCGUUGGCUAACGAUCUGCGCCGCUAUUGUCUUCAUGUGGACAUUGCUACCCAAGCAACCCACUGCUCUGCCACGUGAAGGGCCAUCCCAUCUGCCACAUGAAAGCCCAUCCGGACUGCCACAUGAGCCUUCGCACGAAGAAGACAGGAGUUCGCACAGAGGUGCUGUGCCCCCGAAGCCCGAAGAAAGUGAACUCAAGCUUGCCCAGAAAGAGCUCAAAGAUGAGCUUGCCCAGCUGGCCGAUCUGGAGGAGAAAGAGAGGAAGACGGAACGUGUGGAGAACCUGGCACGCCUGUCGCAAAAGGUUAGCGAGGAUGAAGCCCGAUCCCAGAACAACAAGGCGAAGCUGGCCAUGGAGGAACUUCAGGAGGAUCAAGCCAUCAAGCACCUGCAGGCCAAGGUGAAGAUGCAAGAGGUGUUGCGCGAUCCAUGGCUGGCAGUGCGUGGCUCAGCAGCGCCAUCUCAAGCGGAUGCCUCUGGCGGCACGGCGCUGCAGUAUGCAGCGACUCAUGGUGAGGAGGAGUUGUACAAUCUCCUGCUGAAAGCUGCGGCGGAUCCGAACCAAAAGGACAGCUAUGGCAGAUGCGCCUCAGAGCUUCUGAAGACGCCAGGCCAGCGUGCAAAGGCGUUUUUGGAUGCCGGUGGCGAUGCUAUGGACCAAGAUAAGAUGUGGCAACUGAUGCUAUACACCUGGCUUGGCGCUGGAGCCUUGACUGUUGCAUUCAACUUCAACUCAGCAGACUUUGUGUCAAAGAUGUAUGACAUUGAUGGCUUCGGACACCUAGCCGUCAAAGAGGUCUUGAGCUACCUGGGUGUCUCCGCACAUGAGCGAUUUCGCGCGAUGGCCUUUGGACUUAUACCCUUCGGUCCGGGCGCGAAGAAUGGUGCAUCCGUGUUCUUUGGAUGCACACGAAGCCUCCUGCAGAUGGCGACAAACUUGCAGCCACGCAUCCAAGACCAUGUGACAAGAUGCUUUCCAAAUGUUGAGCCUGGAGUUACUGUGGUCGAUAUAGAGAUAUUUCUUUGCUACGGUUACUCAUAUUGCAAGAUGGUUCAACAGCUGCGGUCAGGCUCCGGGACUUACAAGGUGCCCGCUGGGUGGAGCCCUAGGGACAACAAGGCCAUCAUUCCAGUCUUUGAUGGCCCCCUCACAGCGCGUGAGGCAGUUCCACGUGGACAUCUGAAGACACCGUGGCAUCUGGCGACUUUCUGGGGCUGUCAAUCCCUUGCAAAGCACUUCGGGCAGAUUUCGGCUAAGCACGCAAGGAAGCGUCCUGCGAAAGCUCUGACAGUUCAUAAAUUGCGGGCCUUCGCUGUGCACAGCGCUGCUGCACCAGAUGGUGAUUUGGUCGAGCUGAUGUUGCCGGUGCCUUAUGUUUGGCUUCUUCGUCUGCCUCGUGCCAUGGCUCAGAUGGCCACCACGCUCGAUAUCGAGGGCUCCGAGCGCAAGGUCACCUUGCUGGCUGGGGCGGCACGUGUGUAUGAGAUGGACCGGAGCUCCGAAGCCAUGGAUGUCACAACGUUCGUGCCGAACUGCGGCUUCUACAAGGAUCUCCCCUGCGACUGCGACCACGUGCUGCUGAGUCCUUCUGCCGGCGGCUUCUGGCCCGGUUUCGAUCACCUGUGGCACCUGCCCUCGAUCCAAAGGCUUCUGACGGUGCAGAUGGUCUACCACCGCUUCGAAGACAUCGUGAAGCCGGUGGGCAAGAGACACUGGCAUGCCUCUGCUCUGGGCAAUUUCAAGAAUUCCUUGGACGUGUCGUAUCUCCUGGCCGGCAUUUUCUCCAUCCAUCACUUCGAGGCUUGUUACGAAAACCCUGGCUGCCUACUCACGCAGGGCCUCGCCGUGAUGCUGGAGUGGCUCCUCACAUUGAUCCUCACUGCUUGCUUCCGGAACAUGCAGGUCGAGGGGCUACAUACCUACUUGCACAGCCUGGAAGACACAACGAAAGUCGUCCCUUGGCAGGGGGCUCCCUUCCCUCUGCUGCUCAAAAACGCUUAUUGGGCGGAGACUUUCGUGUACGUGACACGGCAGCUGGAAAGCUUGACGGUCAAGAAGGAAGACUUCUCAGCGAGGCAUCUCGUUGGGGGCACGGCGCCCGACGGUGAGGAGGGCUUCAGGCGGUCCUUGGCGAACAUGGGCGUGGACCUGGAGAAGGACUGCCAGGGGAUCGUGCAGUGGCGGGAGAGAGCAAAGGAAGCGGCGAGCUUCCAGGAUCUCGCUACGGCCUUGAAGAUGAUACAAGAGGAGGUCAUGACGAAGCCCUGCUACCACCGCUUCGUCGAAGCCAUGGCCGUCUUCGGGGCAUCUGUGCGCCAGUUCCUCCCGAGGCUACCUUCCGAAGCGCGGCCAAGUAGCGUUGGCCGGGCCGAGCCGGCUGACAUUCCGAGCCUCUGGCGCUUGUGCCAGCAGCCGCGGCUAACCCAUCGCCGAGUGGGCCACGUCGAACUUCACUUCAUGGCAGCCGAUGUGGUGAUGCAUGAAGGUGAGCUGGAGUUGGAUUUGCUCUGGACUGCCACUUCCGACGACAGCUGCAUCAUGGUUUCCGGCUCCUUCCACAACAGCAACGAGUCCUACUACUCCUUCAUGCACACGCUUCCACAUGCGCAUCUGGUCCACUGGGUGUGCGUCUUUGCGCCCAUGGGGGAGAAGGAGGUGUAUCACGAAUGGACGCCGACUGCAGCAACCUCCUCCUUCUCGGGCUUCACCUCCGUCUCCACGUGUCGGAUCCCUCCCAGCCUCGCCUCGGGAGCUUUUCGCACGUCGAAGAUUGGUCAAGCUGAAAGCAUCGGGCUGCAGCUUGACGGCGGGGAGUGGAAGCCAGAACCACUCCGCUUGUGCCCAUUGCCACGGAGGCCGCAGCGGCGGCGUUUGUCUGCGUGCACCUCAACGAUGCACGAUGCAGACUACAUCCACUCCAUCCUGCCCCAUGCAGACCUUCGAGCGCCAGGUUGCGACGCGGCUUUCAUGGAAAGGCUCCGUGGCCUGGCCCGCGAGGAUGAGCAGCGACUGGUCUGGGCUGCGGUGCUUGAGUUCGAUGCCGUGCCUACACAGGAGUUGCCUCCCUGGUUCUUCGAGCGGCACAACUUGACGCGUCGGCACCUAGGAGUGGACCUCUUUGGCUUGGACGGGCGGCUUGCGAUUCUUUGUCGGGCUGGGAAUGCCACCCACCAGGAUGUGAAGCGAUUCCUGCGAACAGCCCACUGUGUGUUGGAGGCUCCCCAAUGCACACUCUGGACCCUCUGCGACUGCAAUGUCUCUGCUGACUCCCACAAGUGGCUCGACCGGUACGGCGGCCGGCAGAAGAUCCUCACGGAGAAGAGCUGGCUGCGGCAGGGUGCUUCUUCAGGUGAGGAGGCCUGUUUGGAGGCAUGCGCCAAGGGAGCCCGGGUCAUCGAGAUGGCCUGCGGCACCGGGAAGACGCGCGUGAUCCGAGAGCUGGCAGCCAAGCAAGAUAUCUUCCAGCUGUCCCCUGAGGUUUUGGUCAUGGUUCCUUCACGUAUGCUCCUGGAGCAGUUCGCCGAGGAGAUGCCGAACUUCUGCAAAGUGGGCGCAGGCUACAACAAGAAGAUUGACUUCGAAUCAAGAGGUUUUAUUUCAGUGACUGACUCGGUGCAGCCUUUGAAAAACCUGAAGUUCGAGGCCGCAUUUGUCGAUGAAGGACAUCACCCUUUGCCACCAGAAAUGCCGAGCUGCAAAGAUCUUUUCAAGUUCUCGGCCACCCAGAAGGAGGAGGUAGAUUUUCGGUACAGUUUGGGCGAAGCGAUCGAGCAGGGCGUGCUUUCUGACUACGACCUCACCGUACCCGUGACGACCGAAGGCCACCUCUAUAUCUGCCUUGCGAACCUGCUUCUGACACAGGCUGGGCGCUUCCGGCGGGUUCUUGCAUAUUGCAACUCCGUGAAAGAAGCCAAGCGAUUCCAACAGGUGUUGGACACCGUCGGUUUGGCGGCAUGGCAUAUCAAUAGCAACACAAAUCGCAAGCAGCGAGAGAGUGUGAUGGAGGAAUUUUCGGGGGAGCUGCAGAAGCCCGUGCAUGUGCUGGUUACGGUGCAGGUCUUGGGCGAGGGCAUCAACAUUCCCAAUGCCGACACCUGCAUGUUCGUGGAGCCACGUGAUAGCUAUGUGAGCAUCAUUCAAGCAAUCGGUCGGGUGCUGCGACCUCAUCCGUCGAAGCCUAUGGCUCACAUCGUGUUGCCUGCGAUUGCAAUGCCUGCGACGUCGAGGAGUGCUGCAAUGGCUCCGCCUGGUUUGAGCGAUUUAGCAGCAGGUGCCCAGUCUAUAGCCAGAACGACGGGCUCGGUGGAGCAAGUCCAGUCCUCGCAAUCAGAGCUGGAUCAGGGCAGUGUGCAUGCACGGGUUCACACCUCUUUGGCUGCCAAAGCUAGGAGCGGCAGCAAAAACUUCUGUGGCCCUGAGCUGACCGCCCAAACAGAGGAAACUUCAAGGCAAGCUGGCAGUGAUAGGGUGCCCAAGGUGCAACAAAACGAGCCUGCGCAGAACGAUCAUUUGCCGAGUGGCGGCAGGCUCCAGGCAGCCGCGCUCUACACGGAGGCAGCUCAACGGGCUGUAGGCGGCAACGCUAGAGCACCGAGGCCGUGUGAUUCCAGGUCCCGGAGUAGAACUUCAAUGACUUGCGACCGCCACCGUGCUGAGUUUGGACCCCGCUCCCUGCCAGCACCUGCAAUUCCAAUGAUGCACGAGGUUGCCCCUGUUGUGCCUAUGCGCGGCACUUCGGAGGACGCGCCCUUUGCGAUGCCAGCGUCUGUUGCAAACACGGCCGCAGGCAGCAGAAGUUCCCGGUUGGGGACGAGUGCAAACGACCACCACGACGCAGAGCGUGCCCGACGCCAAUCCUCGUUACCGCAGCAAAGAUUGGACAGCUUGCCAGGGGCAUCUACAGGACUGACACCUGCCAGCACGACCGCCGUACAAGCAGCGGCGCUUGCGGCCUGCAAGCGGGUGGGUGCCUGCGGUACCGGCAAUAUGAAGAAGCAGUCGACGGCUUCACGGGAUGCAGCACAGGGCAUGUUUGGAGCCCAAAGACCACGUGCCCCUGCGCAGGACAACCGGAUAGACAGCAGUGCAGGGCCUCCGUCUGCAGUGCUCCGUGAUUGUCGCAAAGAUCCUACUGGGCUGAAGGCAGCAGGUAGUCAAGGUGACGAUGACGAUGGUGCAGAGUCAGGGUUGAGUGGUCCCACGUCCCAGAGCCCAGCUUCGAUGACAGACGGCCGGCGGGGAAUUGAGCUCCAUGACGGGCGCACAAACGGUGAAAUGACUGCGUUUCAAACUCAUCCCGCAAGUCCUUCAAGGCAGCUGCGUGCGGCAACUAGUGCCUUGGAGGCUGCGCCUGGCGCCAAGCCAGCCCAAGUGGUGCCUCGACAUCACCGCAUCCGUCCGGGACCUUCCAUGGAAUCCAAAGAGAACCUGAGAAGUUUGACGCACGGCCGGGCCUCCAAACUGAAGGUAAAAACGGCUGGUAACACUCGCCUGUUUGGGGGUGGCCAUGCUGACCAGCUGGACAGGUUUUUGCAGGCGAUAUCUCAGGCGGAUAGCCGGCUGGUUGAGAAGGACAUCAGACAAUUGCAGUGUCGUCUUUGGGUGAUGGACAGCAGGCUGCAGCCAAACAUGCCGCAGCUACUUGCUCGUGAUGUAGUCUACCAGCUGGCUUUGGUCCUGCAGCGGCGGGAUGCAUGGGAUCUGCGCCUGCAUGCGGUCGAGAAGUUCGAGCAAGAGCAUGGAAGGCUGCCGAGGCAACUAAGCAACCAGCUUGAGGAGUCAACCUUGGGAACGUGGGUGCACAACAUUGGCUACAGGUUGAAGCGUCAGAUGCUCUCAGCGGAAAGGGUGCAGAAGCUGUUAAAUUCGUCAUGCAGCAGGUUGCGGGGCCGAGCUGUAAAGUGGCUGGAAUCAGAUGCAGAUGCGUCUUUUCACCGACGGUUGGAGGAGUUGCGGCUGUUCGUUGAUGCACAUCGCCGCAUGCCCCGCAGAGGCAAAGAGGGAGGGAUUCUCAACAGCUUGAUGCGAGGAUUGAGACCUGCCAACCUGAAGCGAGAGAAGCGGCUCCGGCUUUUGGAGAACAUCGACCCCAUCGUUGCGGACUGGGUGAAGUCCAGACACAGACAGAAGAUCCAAGUUGAUGCUGCCAAAUUUGGGAGACAGCUUGACCGCCUGGUUGACUUCGUGCGGAUCAACGAGAGGCAACUGCAUCACCUCCCGGCCGAGCUCCAGGCAAAGCUCUUCGAUGCCCAUCCAGCGAUUGCAGCUUUCUUGAGGAGCUAA
This is a messenger RNA of Symbiodinium necroappetens, 6837 nucleotides long. The record is from the annotation of a GenBank genome assembly. NCBI's taxonomy places the organism in Eukaryota, Dinophyceae, Suessiales, Symbiodiniaceae.